UCAAAAGUAUGCUCUACAGCGAAUCUUUCAAGCAAUAAAAUGAAAACGUUUUAUAGUUUACUUAUAAUUACAUUGGUGGUGGCACCGCUACAUGCCUACAAACAUACUCCUGAGGACUCGGGAAAUAGUUCGUCGAGUGAAGUGUGGGGUGUUCACAAAGCAAGAGUAGACAACUUUAAUCCAGCCAGUAGGGCGACUUAUGAUCAACGAUACAUUUCUAAUGACGAAUUUGCUAGAGAUGAAAACCCUCCAAUGAUAAUUUAUGUUGGUGGAGAAUGGGAAAUCACCCAGGGACAACUUAGUUCCGGACAAUUGCAUCUUAUGGCAGAAGAAAAUGAAGGGGCCCUGUUUUACUUGGAGCACAGAUUUUAUGGCCACAGUAUGCCAAAAGGUGACUAUUCUACCGCUAAUUUCCAAUUAUUAUCAUCGGAUCAAGCAAUGGCGGAUUUAGCUGGAUUUAUAAAAAUGAUAAAAAAGCAAAAACAGUAUAAACACAGCAAAGUAGUGCUAUUUGGUUGUUCAUACUCUGCAACAUUGAGUACAUGGAUGAAACAUGACUAUCCUGAUAUGAUUACUGCAGUGUACGCAACAAGUGGUCCACUUUUAGCCAAAGAAGACAUGAAUGAAUACUUGGAAAGAGCUUCGUUAGUUCUUGGAUUGCUUAGUAAAGAAUGCGCUAACACGCUUAAUGCAGCCGUGCAGCAACUACAAGACCUUUACGAAGAAGAAGAUGGACCACAUAAGGUUCGCAAGAUGUUUGGAUACUGCACACCUCGUCCGUCCAAUGAGCCAUAUGAUAAAAUGGUGAUUUUCGAAACUAUUGCAGCCUACUUCGGAAAUAUGGUGCAAACUAGUAUGCCGACUCUACAAACCGAAUGUAAGAAGUUAUUAGACACCGAGGGCGAAACUGAAGCGGAGAAAUUGGCCAACUAUAGACGUGUUUCCAAUGAUUACUGUAUUCAUCAAGAUUACAAGAGCACACUUUCUGCUUAUGCUAAUACGUCCACUGCUCAAGGAUCACUCAGGCCUUUCUUUUAUCAACAAUGUACUGGUUUUGGUUGGUUUGUAACAACAAACAACGACAAUCAAGACUUUGGAAAUGUAGUCACCACUGACUUUUAUCAUAAACUCUGCGAAGAUUCGUUCGAUAAAACUGUAAAUGCUCAAACAAUCGCAGCUGCAGUCGCUGCAACUAACGAAAGGUACGGAGGACAAAACCCAACCAUAACAAAUACCGCGUUUGCUUACGGAGGUCUCGACCCAUGGCAACCAAUGGGGCUCUCAGAUAAUAUUAACGAUGAUACCGCAGUAUUCUACAUCGGAAGUGGCGGUCAUUGUCACGAUAUGUUCGCACCACUAGCCAGUGAUGGUCCAGACAUGGUUCAAGCCAAAAUUGAUUUGAGAGCGCACAUUAAGAAUUGGCUUGAUGAAUAAGUAUCACUGUGAUAUUAUCAUAAUUGAUUUGAUAACUUACAUGACAACUAAUAUUUUAUUGCUAACGUUAAACUUAAUUUGUGGGACUAAAUAAAGAUAUAUUUAAAAAAAUGCAAACAUAAAG
Molecule: messenger RNA, 1558 nt
Organism: Dalotia coriaria
Lineage: Eukaryota; Metazoa; Arthropoda; Insecta; Coleoptera; Staphylinidae
Product: thymus-specific serine protease-like
Exons: 7
Coding region: 40-1434 (464 amino acids)
Biological process (GO): proteolysis
Molecular function (GO): dipeptidyl-peptidase activity; serine-type exopeptidase activity
Source: RefSeq, a predicted model, not a curated record